Molecule: messenger RNA, 327 nt
Organism: Botrytis deweyae
Lineage: Eukaryota; Fungi; Ascomycota; Leotiomycetes; Helotiales; Sclerotiniaceae
Exons: 3
Coding region: 1-327 (108 amino acids)
Biological process (GO): base-excision repair; DNA replication; double-strand break repair via homologous recombination
Cellular component (GO): DNA replication factor A complex; nucleus; site of double-strand break
Molecular function (GO): single-stranded DNA binding; damaged DNA binding
Source: RefSeq, a predicted model, not a curated record
AUGGCCGAAACACCUACCACCCCCCGCAUUACCUCUCCCUACUUAAAUUCCUUCACUUCGCGCACUGUACGUAUGGUGGGAAAAGUGACGCAGUUAAGAGGUGAUGAGGCAACUAUCGAGAGUGAUGGGGCUGUGACUGUAAUCUUGAAUCGGGACUCCCAUCUCCAAGUCGGAAACGCCGUCGAGAUCGUCGGGAAAGUAAACCAAGACCUAAGUGUCAAAGUACUAAAAGCCACUGAUUUCGGCACAAAUUUCGAUUUCGCAGCAAUGAACGCCCUAGUCGACGCAAAUCAUCGAUACAAGGAAAUCUGGUAUACCGAGGGAUAA